Molecule: messenger RNA, 2082 nt
Organism: Plectropomus leopardus (leopard coralgrouper)
Lineage: Eukaryota; Metazoa; Chordata; Actinopteri; Perciformes; Serranidae
Source: RefSeq, a predicted model, not a curated record
AAACCACAACGAGAACAAGAGGGUCGUCACCAGCAGCUUGACUUCAGGAAUUGUUGUGCAGCUCCGUCACACACAAAGAUCUCCAACAGUAAACGGUUCUCUUAAAAACAGCAGUGACGAUGGACCAGAGGAACGCCCCCUCCUAAUGUCAGCACAGACCGCCAUGGACGAGUUAGACAUCAGGGAAGAUGGCAGGAAAGAAACAUCUGCGACCCAGCCUGGAUUCCCCCCGGCGGACUCCGCUCUGUUCUACCCCCCUGCUGUGUCCCCGGACCCGGUCAGUCCGCUGACUCACCUGGGGACGCUGCUGGCCGGACAGGACGCGCCGAGGAGCGGCGGAUGGGACAGGAGACUGGACCUGGGGUUUCAAGGCUGUCAGUUAGUGGGAACAACGAGGGAACCAGUAAGAGAAGCUCACGCAGACCAGAGCAUCACCAUCCUGCACGCCAAGGUCGCUCAGAAGUCCUACGGCAACGAGAAAAGGUUCUUCUGUCCUCCUCCGUGUGUUUACAUCAGCGGUCACGGGUGGAGAGUCAUGCAGGACCAUCUGAAAGCUGCCGGCUACGGAGACUCUGUGUACCGAGUGUGUGGUUACAUGUGUCUGGACAGCUCCAGCCAGUCUCAGGCCGAGUCCUUCAAACUGGUCUUCGAUGAACAGCCAAACUCCAGGAUGUUUGCGUGUGCCAAGUCCCUGUUCAUCUCUGAUCAGGACAAGAGGAAACAUUUCUGCCUGCUGCUGCGACUCUUUUUGGGCAACAGACAGGAAGUGGGUUCGUUCCAGAGCCGGAUGAUCAAAGUCAUCUCCAAACCGUCUCAGAAGAGACAGUCCAUGAAGAACGCCGACCUGUGUAUAUCGUCGUGCUCCAGAGUCGCUUUGUUCAACCGUUUACGCUCACAGACGGUCAGCACUCGUUACCUUUCAGUGGACAGAGGAGCCUUCAUCGCCAGCUCCAGACAGUGGACAGCCUUCACCAUCACCCUGGUGGAGGGCCAGCGUGCUGACCAAAGGGACUUUGUGCUGAGCGAAGGCUUCAUCUGUUACGGCUACGUGGUCCAGUUAGUGUGCACAGAGUCUGGAGUAGCUCUGCCACCCAUGGUGAUCCGUAAGGUCAACAAGCAGCACGCCAUCUUAGACGUGGACGAGCCGGUCUCUCAGCUCCACAAGUGCGCCCUCCAGUUCAGAGACGAUCCAAACACGUACCUGUGUUUAUCCAACGACGCCAUCGUGCAGUACCAGGCUCCGUCCAGCGUCAGAGACCCCAGCAGGGUGGUGCUGAACGACGGCUCCUGCUGGACCAUCAUCGGAGUGGAAGCAGUGGAGUUCACCUUCAAUCAGGGUCCCGCCUGCAUCCAGACACCAGUUACUCCUUUCCCCGUCAUCACUGGGCUAGAGGUGAACGGUGGAGGACAUGUUGCCAUGUUGGAGAUCCAGGGAGAAAACUUCAGCCCUCAUCUCAAAGUCUGGUUUGGAAACAGCGAGUCUGAGACGAUGUUCAAGUCUCCUAAAUCUCUGCUCUGCGUCGUCCCCGACGUCUCCGUGUUCAGCGACGGCUGGCGCUGUCUCCGCCGCAUCAUCACCGUCCCUCUGUCUCUCAUCCGAUCGGACGGCCUGAUUUAUCGCACGUCCUUCAGUUUCACCUACACCCCCGAGCUCCAGCCGCCGCCGUCCGUCCGAGGAGCGGCGGGAGGAGGGAAGAGAGACGGAGGGACGGAAGGAGGCCCGCAGGAGGACGUCCUGUUAGAGACCAUCCAUCAGGAGUUCACCAGAGCCAACUUUCACCUCUUCAUGCAGAGUUAACCUCAGGAGGAGGAGACGCCAGUGGAGCUUACUGACCUUCACAUCCUCCCGCCAACCUGUGAACUGAAUGCCACAGGACCCCUGGGAGAACACAUACACACACACACACACACACACACACACACACACACACACACACACACACACACACACACACGGCUCCAUGUCACCAGAUACAAAAACAGGCACUCAGCUGAGGAUCAACAGGAAGAAGUGUCCAACAGAUUUCCUUUUUUUUUUGCACAUUUAGGUAGGAAUGAUUAAAAACUACACACACACACACA